Messenger RNA from Betta splendens (Siamese fighting fish), 1259 nucleotides. It is a transcript of the gene mrpl3, whose product is annotated as mitochondrial ribosomal protein L3. Lineage: Eukaryota; Metazoa; Chordata; Actinopteri; Anabantiformes; Osphronemidae. Gene Ontology annotation, molecular function: structural constituent of ribosome. Gene Ontology annotation, biological process: translation. The record is from RefSeq and is a predicted model, not a curated record. The transcript is spliced from 10 exons. Gene Ontology annotation, cellular component: mitochondrial large ribosomal subunit; ribosome. The coding region runs from base 153 to 1178 and encodes 341 amino acids.
ACUGUUUUGCCUUGGUACCGGAAGUUGCCAGGGUGACAUUUAGAACAGGACGAAAACGAAGGCAUGGUUGUGCAUCAUAUGUCGUGAGAUCGUGUGCAUUUGUUAACGUGUAAUUUUGUAUUUAUGUGUGAGUGUGUACUCUAAAAAGAAGAAUGGCGGCGUGGAGCUGUCGGUUUAUUCUCCAGCGGGGUAUUCGACUCAUUUCUCUCCAAGCAGCACCUGAAAGUCCUGUUAAAGUACUGAGCUCCAUUCGGACAGUGAAAACAACAACGUGGUUUGAGGAGAACCUCACAGAGGACAACCAGGAGUACAUGAGGAAGACUAUUGCAGAGGACUAUCUGAAACAGACAGCUGAAAAGCUCAAUCCACUCAAAGAUGAGCCCUGGCAGCGAAAUGAAUGGACAGAGGGGAGCAGACGAGUUGGUUUGGUAGCAGUGAAGUUGGGGAUGGCUCCCAUAUGGACGAAAACAGGAGAAAGACAUGUAGCCACUUUGUUGCAGGUACAGGACUGCCACAUAUUAAAGCAUCUGACCAAAGAACAAUAUGAUGGACGAACAGCAGCUCUCCUUGUAGGGGGAAAAAACGUGUCACCAUUCCAUCGGACUGAAAAGGAAAUGGAGAUCUUCAGAGAUGCAGGCGUUCCUCCUAAACAGAAAGUCACCGUCUUUAGAGUCUCUGACAAUGCCCUCAUAAAGCCAGGCACUCCUCUGUACGCAGCUCAUUUCCGUCCAGGCCAAUAUGUGGACGUCACAGCCAAAUCCAUCGGUAAGGGUUUUCAAGGUGUAAUGAAGAGAUGGGGGUUCAAAGGUCAGCCAGCCUCCCAUGGCCAAACCAAAACUCAUCGCAGACCAGGAGCUUCUGGACCAGGAGGGGAUCCAGCCAAAGUUUUCAAGGGGAAGAAAAUGCCUGGGAGAAUGGGCAACACCUUCAUUACUGCUUUUGGACUGAAGAUAUGGAGGGUCAAUACCAAGCAUAAUGUGCUGUAUGUUAAUGGCUCUGUUCCCGGCCACAGGAACUGCUUAGUGAAGAUACGAGACACUAUACUGCCUUCCAGGACCUCCACGCUGCUCAGCCCUCCUUUCCCCACAUACUUCACAGAGGAGGAAGGUGACCUGGAUGAAGACCUGUAUGAUGAAAACAUGUUUGUACACACAGAGCCAUCCUUGACACUGACCUGAUCAGGCAGCAAACACACACACCCACCCCAACCUGCAAACUGCAUCUGGAUUAUGUAAUAAAGUGUAAUUCCUUUAAGUGUC